CGCACACCAGGUGGUAUCAACACAACAUGACCACCUUAUUGGAUAAUAUGCAGCAAAGCGGCUUGUAUCGUCCAGGGUCCGUGUCUUGACCUUGCAGCCUCUACGCGUGGCUAUGCCGAGUGCGAGUGCAUACCCGCUGCGUAACGCCGAUAGGUGGUUGCCUGAUGCUCCUAAAACAGCCUCCACCAGACGCGAGUCUCACCGGCCCCUGGAGUAAGCAUAAAGGCCGCGUCCCGUCUAUCGUCUCGUCUUGUCCCGCUCUGUUCAGCUUGUACCUUGGAUAUUACAGUAAGUUGUUAUCGUAGCACCACACGUGCCGCCGCUCUUCACCACCACCACCAUGGGCCGAACCGCUCCCGUCCCGGAAUACAGAGACGAGCCCGAAGACGCCGUCUCCCUGCACACCACGCCCGACGACUACGCCUACAGCGAUGCGGCCUCGCCUACCUCGCCCCCCUCGUACGCCGACAGCGAGGCCGACGCCGCCGCCCCCCGCGCCCCCAUCUACCACACCCCGCCGCCCACCUCCCGCACCGACCACAGCAACCCCGCCUUCCGCAACGGCAAGCCCACCGUAUGCACGACCUCCACGCACAUGGACCCGCGCUACGACACGGACCCGAUCUACCUCGAGUCCGCGGUGCGGUCGCUCGCCGCCGCGCCGCCCGUCCCGCUGAUCUACAUCAUGGGCACGCACACGGAGACCACGCGGCGCGGCGACAAGAAGGAAACCCGCGAGGUCACCGACUUCCGCCUCGUGCUCAGCCUGGCGGGGUACCUGCACCCGAACUUCGCCCCCGGCGACACGUCGCCGAUGCAGCUCACCACGGCCGCGAACAAGGAGUCCACGCACCGCGGCACCGUCUUCAAGGCCCGCGCGCCCGGCGCCCGGGACCUCGAGGACGCCGGCCCCGCGCCCUCGCUGACGGAGUGGUGCCACCGCUUCUGCGCCUCUGCGUCCCCGCUGCGCGUCUUCCGCCUGACCCGCUCCGUGACGGGGCUCGACACGCCGUACCUGUCCUCCCGCAUCGAGGGCCUGCUGCGCGCGACCUCGUACAGGGGGCACAUCCGCAUCAGCUUCCCCGUCGAAGACGCCCACGCAGACAUCUACACCUCCCACCGCGUGAACAGCUGGCGCACCACGCCGUGGAUCUGCUGGGCCUUCUACCUGUCGUUCCUGUGGCUGCUCACCUGGCCGCUGCUUUUCUUCUGCACGAAGCGCUACGCCGUGAUCCGCGCAGAGUGGCCGUUCAGCGCGACCACCGCCGGCCGCAAGGUGUACACCACCGUGAGCGAGGAGCAGUACGUCGAGCGCUGGGGCACGGCGAUCCGGAGGCUGGCGCUGGAGGGGUACCAGGGCGCGGUGGGCGAGGACGUGAUGCGCGGGGUGAGCGAGCGGGAUGCGGAUCCGCCCGUGCCGCGGACGGGUGUGAAUGUGAAUACGGGGCACGCGGGCGUGGACAGCGCGGUGGGGUUUCUGUCACAAGGAAUCCAGGUGGCGCGCGCCUUAUCAGGGGGAGAUGUGCGAGGAGUGUCACAGGGGCUGCAGGGCGGGUGGGGGUAUGAUUCGUGA
Messenger RNA from Boeremia exigua, 1573 nucleotides. RefSeq lists its product as uncharacterized. The record is from RefSeq and is a predicted model, not a curated record. NCBI's taxonomy places the organism in Eukaryota, Fungi, Ascomycota, Dothideomycetes, Pleosporales, Didymellaceae. The transcript has a single exon. Bases 341 to 1573 code for a protein of 410 amino acids.